Messenger RNA from Acipenser ruthenus (sterlet), 1787 nucleotides. RefSeq names its product polyunsaturated fatty acid 5-lipoxygenase-like. NCBI's taxonomy places the organism in Eukaryota, Metazoa, Chordata, Actinopteri, Acipenseriformes, Acipenseridae. Gene Ontology annotation, molecular function: iron ion binding; arachidonate 15-lipoxygenase activity; protein binding. The record is from RefSeq and is a predicted model, not a curated record. Gene Ontology annotation, biological process: linoleic acid metabolic process; lipid oxidation.
UGAUGGACUAUGCUAUAUUGGAUGGUCUCCCUGCCAACGUAAUCCGAGGGAAGCAGCAGCACCUUGCUGCCCCCCUGUGCCUCCUCUAUGAGCAUCCAGACAAGGGGCUGAUCCCCCUGGCUAUACAGCUGGGUCAGACCCCCGGCCCCGGCUCUCCUGUCUUCCUCCCAUCAGACCCCCCGCUGGCCUGGCUGUUGUCGAAGAUCUGGGUUCGAAACUCAGAUUUCCAGAUCUUCCAGAUCCUGACUCACCUUCUGCGCACUCACCUGGUGAUGGAGGUGUUCUGUGUGGCCACGCUGAGACAGCUCCCCACAGUGCACCCAGUCUACAAGCUCCUCGCCCCUCACCUGCGCUACACACUGGAGAUCAACACUCGCGCGCGCUCCCAGCUCAUAUCCGACGACGGCAUUUUCAAAAGGGUUUCCUCUACAGGGGGUCGUGCUCUCCUCCUCCUCUCUCAGAGGGAGUUUCAGACUCUGUCCUACAAGUCUCUUCAGCCCCUGUUAGAUUUUCAGCGGCGUGGCGUGAUGAAGCUCAGGGAUUACUUCUACCGCGAGGACAGCCUGAUGCUGUGGGACGCCAUCCAGAGCUAUGUCUCCGGUCUCGUCUCUCUCUAUUACUCCUCGGACUCUGAUGUCACUCAGGACUCAGAGCUGCAGCUGUGGAUCCGUGACGUCACUGAGGAGGGGUUUGGGGACACCCCCAAAUUCGGUCUGUCCAGUGAGUUGAGAAGCAGGAAGGAGUUGGUGACUCUCCUGAGUGUGGUGAUCUUCACUGCAACUGUACAGCACGCGGCUACCAACAACGGACAGUUUGAUUGGUGCGCCUGGGUUCCGAACACGCCCUGCACCAUGCGCCUGCCCCCGCCCACCUGCAAGGGUUCCGUUACCAUGGAGAUGAUCAUGGAGACUCUGCCAGACAUUAGCCAAUCCUGCGUGGAGAUGGCGAUCACAUGGCACCUGGGCCGGGCACAGCCGGACGCGAUUGCUCUCGGACGGCACACUGAGGAAUACUUCACAGAGGAAGGAGCCCGGGCAGAGAUACACAAAUUCAAUGAGACGCUGAACGAGAUCGAACAGAAAAUAGAGGAGAGGAAUCUGGGGCUGGAGCUGAAAUACGAGUACCUGAAACCAAGCAGGAUUGAGAACAGCAUCACUAUAUAGAGAGGAGGGGAGGAGAGAGGGGAGAGGAUGGGAGAGAGGGGAGAGAGGGGGAGAGAGAGGAGAGGAGAGGGGAGAGAGAGGAGAGAAAGGGGAGAGAGAGGAGAGAAAGGGGAGGGGAGGAGGGGAGGAAAGGAGAGGAGAGGAGAGGGGAGGGGAGGGGAGAGAGGAGAGGAGAGGGGAGAGGGGAGAGGGGAGGAGAGGCGAGAGGCAACUACUACUAUCUGAAACUAAAUUGAAAGCAAAUAACUCUGCAGCAUUUUAGCUUUGUGAACCUUUACUGUUACUUACUGUUUUUUUUUAUAUUCCUGUGUGCACUGUAUUGAAAUGUUUUUGUUUUUUUUAUAUUCCUGUGUGCACUGUAUUGAAAUGUUUUUGUUUUUUUAUAUUCCUGUGUGCACUGUAUUGAAAUGUUUUUGUUUUUUUUAUAUUCCUGUGUGCACUGUAUUGAAAUGUUUUUGUUUUUUUUAUAUUCCUGUGUGCACUGUAUUGAAAUGUUUUUGUUUUUUUUAUAUUCCUGUGUGCACUGUAUUGAAAUGUUUUUGUUUUUUUAUAUUCCUGUGUGCACUGUAUUGAAAUGUUUUGGGUUUUUUUAAACAGCAUUAUUAUAUGGGGGGGGGGGGGGGG